This is a messenger RNA of Podospora anserina S mat+, 3504 nucleotides long. RefSeq lists its product as uncharacterized. The record is from RefSeq and is a predicted model, not a curated record. The coding region runs from base 1 to 3504 and encodes 1167 amino acids. Gene Ontology annotation, molecular function: phosphatidylinositol-4,5-bisphosphate 5-phosphatase activity; protein binding. Gene Ontology annotation, biological process: phosphatidylinositol dephosphorylation. Lineage: Eukaryota; Fungi; Ascomycota; Sordariomycetes; Sordariales; Podosporaceae. The transcript has a single exon.
AUGGUAGAUCUCAGAGCUGACCAUGUCCGUCUUUCACAGAGACCUGUCUCGUCGCUAUUGGCAAAGUUUGAAGGCUUGACCACCAAGCCCGGCGACUCGCAACCCGGUACACCAACCCGAAAUGCAUCCCCAACCCCGGCGCCGGCGCCGGCCCCGAAGCCUGGUCGACUCCGUGAGCGGGAUCCGAGUCCCUCGACCACAACGCCCCGUGAGCCCCCUCCAAUACCAGCGAUGCGACCCAAAGACAAGUUGACGCUCCAGAGCCUUCACCCUGCAUCCGCGAACGCCAGUGCUUCGAGCUCGCCAGUACGAACUGUUCCUCCUCCUGUUAGCCCGAGGGCCAAACCCACGAACGCCCCGGCGCUCACCGUUGAGCCCCCGCAUUCACCCCCGAAGAGAGGCGUAGGAGGCAUUCCUACCGGUGACCGUCCGGCAUUUGUUAGCACCGAUUCUCUUGUAAAGUCCUCAUCUCCGGCGAAGGCGGGGAACCAGUUCAACUUGCCGAGCAGAACUCAGACGCCAUCGGCGGAACCCCGAAAGUCCCCGCGUGUGGCGCCUGCCCGCCCCCCGUCACCUCCUCCACCUAGACGGUCGGUAGAGUUGCGGCGGGAACGAGAGAUGGGCCAUAAGCCAGUACCGCCUCCGAUCAACCGGGCAGAGAAACCUAAUUCACGUUUCACUCUGUUCGAGCAACCGAGCAGACCCGCUCAGUCGAGUCAGCCUAUUGAUAUUCAGAAGAGGUCGAGUCCCAAGGUGUCACCUUUCAACAGUCCACCUAGCAGCGGAGGAUCGCCAGGUGAGGAAGAUGUUCCCCCAGUCUUGCCUACGAGGCCGCGACAACAGCAACCGCAUCACCAACAGCAACAUAGUCUUCACCAGCAGCACGGAAAUCAGCAUCAGCCCUCUGUCGGUGUAAAGAGGUCAAAUACCUUCCACGUCGGUUUCGACCCGCCACCUCAGCACCAUUCAUUAGCCGCAAAGAGACGAGGCAAGGACGAGCCUCUAACACCGCAAAUCACUGGCGACCGGCCUGCGCUGCCUGCACGACCACAGAGUAUCAUCGAGUCGGUCCGCGCUGCAAAUUCUGUCUCAGCACCACCUCCACGGCCUCCACGGCCAGGAGUCAACACGAGCGUAGCGACAGCAAUCCAACAGAAGCGGAUAUCCUCGACACCAGUAACACAGGCGCCCCCUCCUAUUCCACGGCUCAACGGUAGGUCCGUGACGGCGGCGGAUCGGAUGCCCGGGAGAGUGUCCAACGAAUAUCACGCUCCGCCUCCUCCAACACCCGUGGAAGCUAGGCCCGCUGAAGCUCAAAUCGCGGGCUCACACAAGGCCGAUUUGGGAUAUCCAGACACGUCAAGAACGAACCGAAGCAAGCCAUACUUGCAUAAAGGGGCUCACGAAAUUGCCACAAAAUACGACAGCCGCAUGUUUGAUGUCUGCGGGGCCUUUGUCUGCACAACAGGCGGUUAUACAAGGGCGUGGAAUGUUAUGGACGGGGAGCUGGUUAUGAGCUUGGCCAUGAGCGAGGGCAUGAAGGGCGCAUCCGUGGCCUUCAAACCGGGAGAGAGCGUCGACGAGGAGGGCGCGAGGAUAUGGAUCGGAACCAACAAUGGCGAGUUGUUGGAAGCCGAUGUCUUGUCGCAAAGUAUUGUCAACAACAGACCAAACGCACACGGCCGCUACGAGAUUAUCAGGAUAUACAGGCAUUUCAACGAGCUGUGGACUUUGGACGACAGUGGGACACUUCACGUUUGGGGGCCGGCCGAUGGUAGCAAUCUGCCCAGUUUGGCUUACCCUCCUACACAGACCUUUCGCGUGCCUAAGGGUCAUGUAUUUUCCAUGGUGGUUGGUGAUGAACUCUGGCACGCCACAGGCAAGGAAAUCAGGGUUUUCCUACCAACUCUUGACGGCAGGACACAGUUCCAGGUUCUCAUCCGACCUCUAAUUCAAGAUGGCGCUGGUGAAGUUACGUCGGGUACUCUUCUCGCCUCAGAGCCGGACAAGGUGUUCUUUGGCCACAACGACGGCAAAGUCAGCAUUUAUUCGAGGAAAAACUACGCUUGCCUUGGCGUGAUGAAUAUCAGCCAAUACAAGAUCAACUCCCUUACUGGUGCGGGACGAUACCUCUGGGCAGGAUACAACACUGGCAAAAUCUCGGUCUACGACAUGGGCCAAACGCCAUGGGCCGUUAAGAAGGACUGGCAAGCCCAUGAUAACCCGGUUGUGAAGCUGAUCUCUGACCAGUCGAGCUUUUACAAGCUGGAUCGUCACCAGGUGGUCUCCCUCGGCGCGGAUAAUAUGUUGCGUGUUUGGGAUGGUUUACUUCAAGACGACUGGCUGCAGGCCAAGAUGAAGCAGCAUGAUGCGAGGUACUGCCACUUUGAAAAGAUCAAGGCGUUGAUUCUGACGUGGAAUGCGGGAGCUUCGACGCCGAAUAGUCUCAACUAUUCGAAUGAUGACAGAGUGUUCAUCGAGAAUUUGCUGAGGAGCAGUGACUCGCCAGACAUCAUUGUCUUUGGGUUCCAAGAGCUGGUUGAUUUGGAGGAUAAGACUUUGACUGCGAAGAGGUUCCUGAAGCCGAAGAAGAAGGAGGGGACGGACCAGGAACGGAUGAGCCAUCAGUAUCGGAACUGGCUGGCGCAUCUGAAGCAGAGCCUGGAUCAGCAUAUGGAUGGGGAGUUGUACCACGUGCUGCAUUCCGCGCCGCUCGUGGGGCUGUUCACUGCCAUUUUUGUCAAGGCAGACCUCCUGGGCCGGAUCAGCAAUCUUAACAGCGCUGAGGUCAAGAGAGGCAUGGGUGGUCUUCAUGGAAACAAAGGUGCCAUUGUGGUGAGGUUCAUGGUGGAUGAUACCUCGCUCUGUUUUAUCAACUGCCACUUGGCAGCUGGACAAUCGGGGGCGAAUCAAAGACACAACGACAUUGCCGCUAUUUUGGAGGCGUCCCUCCUGCCAGGUGAGAGGGACGCCUCGGUGCGGUUCGACAGCUUUGUCGGUGGCGGGGACGGCACAAUGAUCCUAGACCAUGAGCUGUGUCUUCUCAACGGAGAUCUCAACUACAGAAUCGACACCAUGUCGCGAGACACUGUCGUCACAGCUGUCAAGGCGGGCAAUCUCGCCAAGCUCCUGGAGCGUGAUCAGCUGCUCGUGGCUAGGCGAAGGAACCCCGGGUUCAGACUCAGGGCAUUUGAAGAGCUUCCCAUCACCUUUGCGCCAACGUACAAGUAUGAUGUUGGGACGGACAACUAUGACACGUCGGAGAAGAGAAGAAGCCCAGCGUGGUGUGAUCGGUUGCUCUUCAGGUGCGGGGCCGGCAGGGGAAGGAUAGAGCAGUUGGAUUACAGACGGCAUGAGGUGCGAGUGUCGGAUCACAGGCCAGUGAGCGGGAGAUUCAGGUUUGAGGUGAAGAAGGUGAGGGGCAAGGAGAGGGCACAGGUUUGGAUGGAGUGCCAGCAGGAGUUUGAGGAUCUGAGGGGGAGGGAGGGAAGAGGGGAGAAGUGA